Molecule: messenger RNA, 1117 nt
Organism: Myripristis murdjan (pinecone soldierfish)
Lineage: Eukaryota; Metazoa; Chordata; Actinopteri; Holocentriformes; Holocentridae
Product: glutamate-rich protein 6
Exons: 7
Coding region: 1-1026 (341 amino acids)
Source: RefSeq, a predicted model, not a curated record
AUGACAACCACAGAGCUUGAGGAGCUGCUGCUCCAGGGCAGGGAGCUAAAGGAAUACAGUCCACUUCUUCCUAUAAAACCUGAGAAAGAUAACAUCUACAUGGAGAAGUCAACCCACCCACCUGUUGCAGACACCUCAUCAAAGAUAAGCUACCAGCUCUCUGCCUGCGCUCCAGGAAACGGUGGCUGGACUUUGUUUCCUAGCGCUGAGGACUGCAUGAAAACAAAAGAGACAGAGGUGGUCAGUGUUUGUGACCACGAGCCACUUCACUUUGGCAUAUCUCACCAUCAGGAGGGAGCCAGCCUACUACAUAAGUAUUAUGCCAACGGGAUGAAGUUUCUUAUCUUGUUCCCUGAUGGCUCUGCUCAGGUCUUUUAUCCGUCAGGCCUCUUGGCCCUGGUUGUCAUUGUCACUGAAGGGAAGGGAAGGGCCUGCAUUGUGUAUGAUGACAGCCAUGCUCCUGAACAACCAAUCAGGGCUGUGUUCCAGUCCAGUGGCAGGGCAACAUGCUACCACAGCAAUGGUACCAUCUGGCUCAGCUUAGACAGAUCAGGUGGUCAGUGUUUGGAUGAGACGGGUGCAAGAGUUCGCAGGUGGAGCUGGAGCGGCCCGGGACUCUUUCCCACGCCCUUGCAACCAGUCUUCUUGUCCCUCAACAGAUGCAUAGGGGUCCGAGUCCUGGGAGAGCAACAAGUGUUUCUCUCCUUUCUGGCAUGUGGCCAACAGGCAAAGUUCAGUUUGGGUGCCUGCUGUGCCAAGGGGAAUUGUAGAAGAGAUAAGCCUGCUUCAGGACCAUCCAUAACCAAGGAGGAGCUGUUUCUGUUGGCCGGGAAGAUUAGGGUCCAUCAAGCCUUUAAGCGUCUUCACCAAUGCCUGAGGACGCCCUCUAACCUGCGACCUUUGAAAGCCACUCACGUCCAUUGUCUUGGUAUCAGAAUCCAAAGGCUACUGGAAGUCAGUGACAUCAUUGAAAUGAGUGAGACAGAGAGAGCUUUCAUCCACAGAUGCCUCAAGGACUGCCUGUGAUGUAGCACUGGACACUGAGUGGGAUCACAUCACGUGGAUCAGCAAGUUGAUCUACUUAUCACACUGAGAUCAUGAAGAAUAAAUGCAUUUA